Molecule: messenger RNA, 10634 nt
Organism: Chiloscyllium plagiosum (whitespotted bambooshark)
Lineage: Eukaryota; Metazoa; Chordata; Chondrichthyes; Orectolobiformes; Hemiscylliidae
Source: RefSeq, a predicted model, not a curated record
GCACUCUCUUCCUCUACACACUGGCAGUGUUGGUGGAGGGAAAGGGUCUGAAUGCUGGAGAGAUGAUUCAUAUUGUAUCACAGGAGAAAGGCUGACUGUUGAAUUGUGCAGGAGUUGCUAGGUCAUUGUGUCGCCAAUAAACUGACUCUUGGCUCAUUUGCGAUACAUUCCAGGGAACAUACACGAAUGCACUCCUCCGAUAUUCAGCUCUUUUUUAAAAUUUAUUUCCUUAUCACUGAAUCUCCCCUGUCCCAAACCAGUUUCCAAUCUACCAAAGCAGCUGUGAGCAGCCUCUGGAAGAUUGUUGUUGACCUUUUCUUUACCACAUUGUGAUGUCACGCAAAUUGCUGCUGGGCUCCAGUUAAUAUGGAGAGCUAGCAGAUGUGAUAGUGUGUUAUAUUAUUCCACAGCCGUUGCUUUUGUCUUGCACAUUUUUUUUGUAUGACUCAUUAUGGGCUACGGUAUAUAAACUGUAUUGGUGUUCAAGGUUUCAAUGUCUUCUUGCAAUAUCCACAGUUCUGUUCUGCUUGAGGAUGCAUUCUAUAUUUAAUCCAGAGAAUCUUCAAUACACGUGACAUUGUUGAGAAGUACUGCUUUCUCAACUCCUUCAUCUGCUGACUAUUAGCAGUCCUACUCUGCUCUCUUACACUUGAUUCUGCAAAUUAAAUACGAAGUUAAUGGGUGGAAUAUCCAUCAUGUAAACGAUAAAGACACUCUAAAUAUUUUUCUUCAACUACUAAUGUAAUAAAUUUCUGUAUUCUUUAUGAAAUGUAAGUGAAUUAAUAAUUCAGGCUGGAAACAAAAGUAGAUAAGUUUACAUGUUCUAAACAAUAAUGUAGAACAUGUACUUGAAACAUUCAAGGAUGUUGUAAAAUCAUCAGAAUUAUUUUGAGAAACUAAUACUUGCAUCCCUACAGGUCUAACCAAAUUAACUGUGACAAUAGUACUAUGCCACAGAAUUAGUUGUUCCCCUCGCCAUGUUGUUCUAGUGCAGCUACAACACUGGCAUCCGCCUGGCAGUGUGGAAAGUUGCCCAGGUAUACAAAAGCAGGACAACUCCAACCUGGCCAAUUGUUGCCCUCUCAACUCAGCAAACUGAUGCAAGAGAUCAUUGACAGUGCUAUUCAUUGGCACUUGUGUCGCAAUAACGUGGUCACUGAUGCUCAGUUUGGGUUCUGCCAGAGCCAAUCAACUCUUGGCCUCUUUACAGCCCAGGUCCCAUCGACACAAAGCUGAAUUCCAGAUGUGAGGUGAGGGUGACUGCAGUUGACGUCAAGACAACCUUUGCCCAGGUGGCGUAUCAAGGGACACUAACACCUGGAGUCAGUGAAAAUUGUGGGCAACUCUCCACUGGUUGGAGUCAAACUCAUACAAAGGAGGAUGCUUGUAGUUGUUGGAGCAAAUCAUCUUGGCUCAACAUGGCUGCAAGUGUGCCUUGGGUAGUGUCCUAGGCCCAACCAUUCUCAGUUGCUUCGUCAAUGACCUUCCCUCCAUCAUAAGAUCUGAAAUGGGGAUGUCUACUCAUGAUCUGUACAAUGUUCAGCACAAUUUGCGACUCUUUGGAUACUAAAGCAGCUCAUACAUGCAGCAAGACCUGAACAAUAUCCAGGCUUAUACUAAAAAGUGACGUGGACCAUUUCUGCUGCCAGUGUCUGGCAGCGACCAUCUCCAACUAGAAAGAAGCUAAAAACAAGCCCCUUAGCAUUCAAACAGGAAGAAGGGUUACACGCGAAACGUUGACUUCCCCACCUCCUGAUGCUGCCUGGCUUGCUGUGUUCUUCCAGCUUCCUGCUUGUCUACCUUGGAUUACAGCAUCUGCAGGGUUUUUUAUGUCCUUAACAUUCCAUGGCAGUACCAUUGCUGAAUUGCCUACUAUAACCCCUCGAUGGUGAUCACCGACCAGACCCUGAACUGGACCAGUCGUAUAAACACUGCCUGUGAGAGCAGAUCAGAGGCGAGGAAUUGUGUAGUGAGUAUUUCUUCUCUUGUUUGCCUGAAGCCUGGCCACAAGCCAGCAUCGUGAUGGAAUACUUUGCAAUGCCUGGAAGAAUGCAGCUCCAAGAACACUCCCACCUCAACACCACCUUUGGAAACAGAAGUUUGAUUGGCACUUCAUCCAAUACCUUCAACAUUUACUCCCUGCACUGCUAAUGCACAGUGGGUAGCAGUGCAUCACAUCUACAAAAUGCAGUACAGUAACUCAUCUCUUGGUAGCACCUUCCAAAUCCAUGACCUCUACCUGUCUAGAUGGACAAGGGUAGCAAAUACAUGGGAAUAUAAAAUAAAAGGAAAGUACUGUGGGUAUUGGUAUUGGGGAUCUGAAAUAACCAAAGGUGGCUCACUGAACUCAAUGUGAACUCUGUUCCUCUCUCUUGACAUGUGCUGCCAGACUUUUUGAGUUUCCUUCAGUACUUGUUAUUAGAUGGGAACACUACUACCUACAAAUUUUCCUCCAAACCAAGUACUAUCCUGAUUUGGAACUUCAUCACAAUCCUUUACUGUCACUGCAUCUAAAUCAUGAAACUGCCUCCCAAACAGCAUUUUGGGUGCACUAUAGUCAGUGGAUCAAGGCAGCUCACCAGCACCCUCUGCAGGUCAGUUAAGGAUGGGCAAUAAGUGCUGGCCCAGCCAAUAAUGCACACUUUCUCUAGUCAUAGAGAUGUACAGCAUGGAAACAGACCCUUCAGUCCAACCUGUCCUCGCCGACAAGAUAACUACACUGCUCAUGCUUAUGGUAAUAUGCCAUGCACAUGUGAGUGGUCUUGUGUGUUGUCAUGUGAGUGGUGCGAAUGAGGAUUCUGGCUGGUUCUUAUUAUGUUCUCGGCUGUGGUGUUGCCUGUCUCCUUAUUUGGGAGUCAGGCCAGCUUGGGGGUCCCUUGGGCUCUUGCAGACAGCAGUGGUUCACAGAUCACACUUUUUGAACUGCUGCUAUAGACCAUGGUUUGGGCUAUGGCAUGUUUCAUGGAUUAGUUUGGGCACUUUUAGAGGCAUUUGAAAAUUAACUAAUACGAUUAGUGUACUCACUUGGGACACUUUAUUUAUUUUUGGCACGCACCACGUCCAGUUAAGGAUUACAUUUUCUUCAUAGAUUUAAUUACUCCUUCCCUGAAGACCAUCUGUUUCAAGACAACCUAGCAUCCUCAUGACCUACAUGUUAUUACAAUGCUGGAGCAACUAAUAUAUGCAAGGCAGCUGAUUUGGAAAACCUAUUGAGGCAGUAAACCCCAUUACGUUGAGUGGUCCUGGAAAAACAGGUUGUUUGGAACCUGUUGAAGUAGUUAGGCUUUUAGGUGGUUAGUGGCAACCAUAGAGUCACAAUCUUGGAAAUUUAUUGCUGUUCCUUCACUGUCGCUGUGUCAAUAUCCUACAACACCUUCCUAAUAGUAAUUUACAUCUACCCACACCAAAUGAACUGCAGUAUUUCAGAAAGGAGUCACCUCAAGGACAACUAGGGACAGGCGAUAAAUGAUUGCCCGACAACAACGCCUGCAUCCUGUGAGUGAAUUGGGAAAAACAUUUGCUUUUGUUCAUUUAUUUAUUUUGCAAACAACAAAAUUCUGUUUCCUGAUCUUUUGUCAGGGGGUAUCCAAAUGAAAAAUGUUUACAAUUGUGAUUUGACCAGAAUGGACCUGGAGCAGGAUUUUUAAAAGUGCUAACUAAUCUUGGAGAUGAAAAAUAGCAGCAAAUGACUGAUGAGGACAAGCUAACCCAAAACUCUUAAAAUCUGGGUAGAAGUCUCGAGAGCAACAUCGUGACUUGGAAAAGUGGGCCUUACUAAAGUGAGAUGGUCCUGUCUUAAUCUGCAGAUGAACGUCACGUGAAGAAUGAAGUCUGAACGCUGCAGAGAUGUUUAAAGUGUUGUGUGUGCACAAAAAUGUAGAGAUGAGUGAUCUGCAUGAGAUAUGAAGUUACAGGGAACAGAGGUCCUCAAUAAGCAGCUACUCCAUCUUCUGUUGCUGGGGUCUGUUUCCGUGGAACUUGCUUUUUUUUUAAAACACAAUAACCUUGGGGGCAUUUUAGAUUUUAAAUCUAAGAAACACCGCACAGACUGAAAAGUCAGGAAGAGGUGGUGAGUUUGUAUAAUUUAAACCAAUUUAAUGCAAAUGACAUGAUCCAUAUUAUGGACAUAAUCCAUAAUGGCUACAGAGAAAUGUUUUGCAAGGACACAUUUUCAUGACUUAAAAUCAUCUGGCUUUAAAGUACAUCAUUUCUUUUGUUUCAAGAUUGAACAGAGCAAAAACCAUGAAUUAGAACCAGACUGUAACACGUUUUUAUCUCAAAUUUGCUACUGUUCUUCUCAGAAGUGGUGGUUAAGAGGAGAUUUGAUAGAUGAGCUGCAAAUCAUGAGGGAUUUGGACAGAGUAAAUGGAAGUUUCUCUUUGACUGAAGGAUCACAAACCAGAGGACACUGAUUUGAGGUGGACAACAGAGCCAAAUGUGGGGAUGUGAAGAAACAUUUUUCUUUAUGCAGCAAAUGGUUAAGAUCUGGAAAUGGCUGCCUGUGAGUGGCUUUCAAAAGGGAACUAGAUAAUUAUGUGAAGAGAAAAAUAUUACAAGUUUAUAAGAAAAGAUGGGAGUUGCUGAUUUGCUCUUGCAGAGUACUGGCAUGGAUAUAACCGACUGAAUGGUCUCUCUUUCUUUGUUAUAACCGUUCUAUCAUUUGAAUGGAGCUGGAAACUAUGAAAGAUGCAGAUCCUAAAAAGAUUAAAGACCCACCUGAUAUAUGACACACGAGUAAUCGAUUCUAUGAUUUGCAACUCCUUCCAUGUGUCCUUUACACUCUGUAUACCAGAACUUAAUUUAUCGAAUAACAAAGUUCCCAAAGACAAUUUUUGUCUGUGUACUCAUUAUACCCUGUCUUCUGUCUUCACAGAGUGACCUUCACUGCAUACCACAGAAGAGUGGUUGUUGAAAGCACCAACCAUCAUUACAUACACUACCCCAAUCUUGCAUCGAUAAACAUCAUCCCUGAUACAGGCAUUUAUUACACACAUGUAAUGAUGGAAAUGAAGAGCAAUUUCAAACCCACAGUACUGGUAGGGUCUUCGUUGAGCAGUUCUGAAUAUCCAGUGUUUGGCGAACUGUCCCAACUGGAGCACAAGUUUAAUGGCGGAAGGAGGACUCUGAACUGAGGGGGUGGGGUUGGUGCUUUGUAGAGGUUGAAGUCUUCUGCCCCCACUUCCCUCUUCAACACUGUUGCUAUUCAUCAUGGCCAGCAAGAGAAAGUCUACAACUCCUUGUAUGAUACCAGCCAAAUCCCUGACCAUGCACGAAGCAGAAAUGGACAUUACUCCAGAAUACAAUGAUGAUGAUGAAGCCUCUCCACAAGCAUUUCCUGUUGAGGAUAUUUCUGCCAACGAGGAGGCAUUCACAGUGAUCAAUAAUAAUGAUGUUACAGAACGUGGUGGAUUUGAAUGCAAGUACUGCAAUUACACAAGUCAGGACUAUCACACGUUUACUGUGCACAUAGAAUCGGAGCACUCUGACGCAAGUGUGGACCAACUUUAUGUCUGUGUUGAGUGUAACUUCAGUGCCAAGAGUCAGGAGUCCCUGACAGUGCACAACACCUUGAGCCACCCGAAUGACGCCAAGCUGAAAGUGAGUGUCAUCAAAAAGAACAGCCAGACAGUUGUUGAGCAGAGCAUCACCGAGACCAAAAACAGUGAUGGCAAGGAAAACGGCGAGGAAGCAGAAACGCAGUCAGAAAUCUCCAUCAGCAAAACGCCCAUCAUGAAGAUGCUGAAGGCCAAGCCGGAAGGCAAGCGGAUCACAGUCUCUCAUGCUGGAAGGGAAGAGUCCAAUGAUGAAGGAGGGGUAGCUGAUGAGGCUGUGAAAAAAACUGAGGGUGGGGAUGUAGUGGAGGUUCUGUCUGCCAAUGGUCUGACAGCACCUUCCCAUCCUGUCAAUGGAACGGCUGUGGUAUCUGUGCCUGUCCUGCAGGCAGGCAUGGCACAGAUAGUCCCUGUCAUACAACGGUCAGCAUCCAGCAACAGCUCGAGCUCCCUGCCCAAAGUCAUGAUCCCGUUGAGCAGCAUCCCCUCGUACAACGCUGCCAUGGACUCCAACAGCUUCCUCAACAACUCCUUCAACAAGUUCCCCUACCCUUCGAAGGCUGAGCUCUGCUGGCUGACAGUGGUGACCAAGUACCCGGAGGAGCAGCUCAAGAUCUGGUUCACUGCCCAGCGGCUGAAGCACGGUAUCAGCUGGACGCCAGAGGAGAUCGAGGACGCCCGCAAGAACAUGUUCAACACCAUCAUCCAGAGCGUGCCUCAGCAGACCAUCACGGUGCUGCCCACCCAGGUGACCAACACCAAUGGCGGCCAGCAUGUCUUGCAGGCCAAUUUCCCCUGCCAGCUGUUGACCCAAGGCGGGAACAUCGUGGUCACUCAGCCAGGCGGGAUAGUGAAGGGAGCCACUGUGUCGGGCACCCCUGUCGCUGUCAGCCUCGCCACCCUCCCCAAGCCGCAGAACUCCCCCAAGUUUCAGCCGCAGAAGGCGGUGGGCUCAGCGGUCGGGUCCAGUGUCAAGAUCUUGGCGGCUCCCUCUGUGACAGGUCUCCAACCGGGGGCAGUCGCCGUCACGUCCAGUCACCCGUCCACCACCAGCCUGGUCUCGGAGUUCGGCACCUACAAGUACAAGAAAACCAAGGAACAGCUGGCAGCACUGAAGCAGAGCUUCCUGCGGGCCCAGUUCCCGGAGCACGAGGAGGUGGACCGGCUGGUCCGGGUCACCGGGUUGCAGGGCAAAGAGAUCCGCAAGUGGUUCAGCGACCGGCGCUACAACUACAAGAACCUCAAGUGCAACCAGGCCUUCGACACCAGCACCGCCAAUGCCUGCGCGUCUGCCGAGACAGUCCCCGAGGAGACGUCCACCCCCCCUCCACCACCACAGCCGGCGGCAGCCGGACCCCAGUCUUCACCGGCCCCCCAGGCCCGGCGCCAGUGGCAGACCAGCUGCGAGUUCACCCCACCUAAAUUCAAGGGCAAGUCGGCCGAGCAGCUGAGCGCCCUGGAGCACAGCUACGCGCAGAACCCCUUUCCCCCCGAGGAGGAGGUGGACCGGCUGCGGGUCGAGACCAAGAUGACCCGCCGGGAGAUCGACCUCUGGUUCUCCGAGCGGCGGAAGGCCAAGCCGGACGACAGGACCGCCAAGGCCCGGCGGCGGGCGGACGGCGACUCCGGUGAGGAGGAUGAGGACGAGGAGGAUGACGAGGAGGAGGACGAGGAGGAGGAGUCGGACGGUGAGGGGACGCCGAGCGACAGCAGCUCGGUGGACAUGAAGCGGCUGAUCGUGGUCCCGGAGCGAUUGAAGGGGAGCCCCAUGAAGAUCAACGUGAAGGAGGGCUUGGGCCUGUGCGUGCAGCAGCAGCAGCAGCAGCAGCCCAAGGCCAGCAAGGCCUCACAGCCUCCAGGCACCUCGCCUCCCAACCCCGUCAAGUACAAAGGCCAGAACAAGAAGACGGUGCACCAGCUGCACCUGAUGAAGCUGCAGUUCAUGCGGACCCAGUGGCCGACCGUCGAGGAGUACGAUGAGCUGGCCAUCAAGUCGCGGCUGCCGCGCACUGAGGUCGUCCGCUGGUUCGGCGACGCACGCUACGCCCUGAAAAACGGCCAACUCAAGUGGUAUGAUGACUACAAGAAGGGGAUCUACGCCAUCCGCUCGGGCAGCAACAGCCUGAUCACUGACCUACCGUGUGACGGUUACCGGCCCAAACGGACACCCUCGAAAAAGGGCGGGAAGGCGGUGCUGUUUGAGUACUACACGCAGCACCGUGCGCUGCACGAGGAGGACCUCGACCGCCUCUGCGAGCGCUCCAGCAUGAGCUAUGAGCAGGUCCGCGACUGGUUCGCCGAGAAGCAGACCGAGGACGCCAUGUACAUGUCCGACUUCAGCAACGAGGACCAGCAGUCGACCAACGGCGAGGCUGACAAGGCGGAGAAGGCCCGCGGCGCGCUGCAAUUGGCGGCCUCCUCCUCCUCUGCUGCCGCGGUGGAGGAGGCCUACUCAGACGUGACGGACAACAGCGACAACUGGGAUGUGCCGUCGACGCGCGAGGGCCAGGCCGAGCUGAACGAGUUCGAUGCCGAGAUCGUCUCCGGUGAGGCCUGAAAAGCAGAGUGAUGCGAGUUGAGCACCUUUAAAGAAAAGGAAUGAUGCUGUGGUUUAUUUCUGGCUGAAGAAAGUCUUCGACUCUUUUGGGGCCUAAAGCUGCCUCUAGCUGCUACUCUGACUGAUCGGAUGCUGUUUUGGGAGGCUGCAGCUGUGGUUCAAACACUUGGUUUUAUGUGUGUGUGCGUGUGAGUCAUGGCACCAUUACUGUAAAUAGACAGUGACAUAACUGACACAGGAAGGAGAAGGUGUCCACCUGCAUUUUUAGCGCCCAGCAGUUGCCACAGUCAAGGAAUUCACUUCAGUGCACGAAACUCUUUGUAAGUGACAGGUCAAAGAGCAAUUUUUUGACAUGUUUGUAAAAUUAUGUCUUUUAUCAGUUGAAUCCAUAUUGAGAUAAUAGUGAAAGUGGUGAUACAGACGUUUGAUGUUUGAAACAGAGCCAAGCACUAUGAGAUAUUCUUAUUGAGUCAUCAUUCCUCAUCAGGGAGAAACCUGUUAGUAAAAUCAUUUCAUAAAUCUCUGCUUGCACAAGGAGUGAGACCAGCAUCAGUUUAAUUUUUACUUUCUUGAUAUUUAACCUGUUUUUUUCCUACUUUCCUCUCCCGAAACAUUUUUUCCCCCAAAUCUCCCACUCCCCCUCAUUUUUUGUAUCUGUGCUUCAGAUGGCACUUUAUGUGUGGAACAGUGGACAAUUGAACCAAUUCCCAUCGAUGAAUAGCAAUGGCAAUUAAUGGCUGUGUGGCGAAGUAGAGCAAGCACCAGUAAGUGAAAUAUCAGACAUGAAGUAGAAAGCAACCUUGCAGGGCACAAUAGUGCAAGGACUGUGAAGUGAGGUGGAUAGAUUCCCUGAUCUCAGUCACAUCUCUUAAUGUCAGCAGAGCUCUUGAGUUGGGCUUAAAUAACAACAUUGUCGCAAAUUCUUUUUGAGCUUUACGCCACUCACUGUAUGUGGGACAGUUCAUACCAAAAUGGCAUUACUUUGGAAAGUAAUUUUUAUUGGGGUUACUAUGCAACUGGAUGCACUUGGAUGUCCAGUUAAGCAUUUAGUAUUUAAGUAGCAACACUACGUUCACAAUUUUUUCACUGGCAUGAACGAGGGGCUAGAUCUGUGCUCGUCAGAGUAGGAUUUACCAAGGAUAUGGCAUGCAGGCAGGUCUGUACUAAUUUAAAAAAAGAAUAUAUAUAUAUAUAUGUGUGUGUGUGUUUGUGAGAGUGUGUGUAUAUGUGUGUAUAUAUAUUAAGCAGUUAUUAUCGCUGUGAGAAACCAAAAAGGUAUAAUUUUUUUGCCUGCGGCAGGUCUUCAUCAGAAGAUCUGAAAAAGAAAUGAAGGAUCUGUGAGAAUUAGAUCUGGUUUGGUUAUGGUAACAGUAAUGGAAAAAUGGGCAGGUAUUCAGGCAGAACUGCAAUUUCGUCCUGUUGGAUUAUCAGACUAGCGCUACUGACAAGCUUUAACUGGGAAAGAUGGUUCUAGAGUUAUCGUACACAGCUAGCCCAUUCUACCGAUUGCUGAAUGUAUUCCUUGGUAGGUGUUUGACUGAGACAGAACCCUGCCAUUGAUGCAACACUAAAUCUUGUUUCCGUGAAGAAACUGGAGGGGGGAGGCAGGUAUGUGUAGGGCCUUUGCACCAUGAACCCUUAAUUUACCAGCCUAUAUUUUCAAAUGAUUUAAAGAUCGUUGUUGCUGAUGCAGCAUUUGUUCACUUUGGCUGAAAUUGUCUGGUCUUUUCAAAAGUAAUCCUUAUACUUUCAGAUCCUUUCUUCUUUCUAGACAGUGGAAUGGGAAUAGUAACUAUGGAACUGUUGCCCAUCUUUAAAUGUUUUACUGUAAGGCUGACAGAAUUUCUUGGUGAGCUGUCUUUGUCUGUUGCUAUGUGAUUGUGUUGGAUGAAGACAAUUCCCUCCUACUUCUGUGAAAUUCAGUGACAAUAUUUGAUUUGAAGCUUUGGUCAUUAUUUUGAUGCUGCUUUUAGUUGUGGGUAGAGUAAACCUUCACAUCCUUUCAGAGAACCGGCAGUUCAUCUAAUCCACAGUGAGAAAGUUAUCAAGAUAGCAAUCAAGAUUAAUGCUAGAAUCGCAGCACAGUUGACAUUCUGUCAUCAACAACACCAAUUGCAACUUAAAGCUCCUUUUAUCAGAAACCCAAUUCCAAUUUUGAAUUCCAUGCAAUUUUGGAUUAAGAAUUAACUUAACCUGAAACAAUAAGAAUUCCUUCAAAGACAGUCAGGUUGUGGAAUGGCUAACUUAAUCAAACAGAUGAACAAGGCUCAAAGUUUUCCUCACACCAGCCAGUCAAAGCUGGGAUUUUAGUAGAUGGCUACAGUUUGAUACCCAAUGACACCCAGUGUUUCACAUCUGGAUUGCUGUUGAGUGAUUCCCUGUCAGAAGCAAAUGAGUUCAGGUUUCAGAUGAGGUCUGAUUCCGUUAAGAUGUUUAGAUUAGAUUAGAUUAGAUUACUUACAGUGUGGAAACAGGCCCUUCGGCCCAACAAGUCCACACCGACCCGCCGAAGCGCAAUCCACCCA